Condylura cristata (star-nosed mole) is the source of this 3384-nucleotide messenger RNA. RefSeq names its product gem (nuclear organelle) associated protein 4 (gene GEMIN4). The coding region runs from base 19 to 3195 and encodes 1058 amino acids. The transcript has 2 exons. The record is from RefSeq and is a predicted model, not a curated record. Gene Ontology annotation, biological process: rRNA processing; spliceosomal snRNP assembly. Gene Ontology annotation, cellular component: SMN complex. Lineage: Eukaryota; Metazoa; Chordata; Mammalia; Eulipotyphla; Talpidae.
GCCGCCAGCGUCGCCGCCAUGGACCUAGGACCCGUGAAUAUCUGUGAAGAAAUGACUAUUCUGCAUGGGGGCUUCUUGCUGGCCGAACAGCUGUUUCACCCCAAAGCACUGGCAGACAUGACAAAGUCUGACUGGGAACGUGUUGGGCGGCCGAUCGUGGAGGCCUUGAAGGAGAUCUCAGCCACAGCACACUCCCAGCCCUUUACCUGGAAGAAGAAAGCUCUGAUCGUCAUCUGGGCCAAGGUUCUUCAGCCCUACCCUCCUACCCCUUCAGACACUGAAACUCGGUGGCAGGAAGAUGUGUUCUUCUCAGUAGGUAACAUGAUCCCUACCAUCAACCACACAGUCCUUUUUGAGCUACUCAAGUCCCUGGAAGCCUCAGGGCUCUUUAUCCAGCUCCUGAUGGCCCUGCCCACCACCAUCUGCCGCACAGAGCUGGAGCGCUUUUUGGAACACAUGACUAUUGAUACGUCUUCAAAGGAUGUGGCCUUCUUCCUCAAUGUCUGGUGGGAAAUGAUGAAGCAUAAGGUCAAUCAGCAGGACCCCCUGCUCUCUCAGUUUAGGACAAUGGCCCAUAAGUACAUGUCCUCUUCAGAUGAGUUCGCCCAUCCUCCAAAGAGGUUUAAGUCAGACCCAGAUGUGUGUCCUACCAUGCCCUUGUUGACUAUGCUGCUCACUGGGCUGAAGCAAAUCCAGAGUAGAAUCCUAUGCCCUGGGAUGAAGUGCUGCGCAUUAGCCAACUUGGCUGACAUGCUGACUGUGUUUGCACUGAUGGAGGACGAUCCGCAGGAAGUGUCUGCAACGGUGUAUCUAGACAAACUGGCCACAGUGAUCUCUGUGUGGAAUUCGGACACACAGAAUCCUUAUCACCAACAGGCACUGGUAGAGAAAGUAAAGGAGGCAGAACGGGAUGUCAGCCUGACUUCACUGGCCAGGCUCCCAAGCGAGACGAUUUUUGUCGGGUUUGAGUUCAUGCGUAGCCUCCUGCGGGAGUGGGGAGAGGAGCUGCAGGCCAUGCUCAACAGCAGCCAGGGGACAAAUUAUGACAGCUACCGGCUGUGUGACAGUCUGACUUCCUUUAGCCAGAACUUGAAACUCUACCUCGAUACCACCAACUUGUCCAAGGAGGAGAGGCAGAUAGUCUCGGAGUUGGCAGAGUGUGUCGGAGACUUCCUAAGGAAAACGAACAGGGUGCUGAAGAACAAGGGCUUUGAGAAGGAUAUCACUGCCUCCAUUGCCAUGGCCAUCAUUGAGCAGAAGAUGGAUCGACAUAUGGAAAUGUGCUAUAUUUUCGCUGCUGAGAAGAAGUGGGCCUUCUCAGAUGAGUGGCUGGCCUGCCUGGUUAAUAACCAGGCUCUCUUCCAAGAGCCAAACUUGGUAUUAAAGCUGCUGGAGACAGUGGUGGAAGUCAGCACAAUAGACAGAGCCAUCUCGGAACUGCAGAUCAAACAAGUGAUCAACUUGAUCCUGGAAUGCUAUGCAGACCUCUCGCUGCCAGAUAAAAAUAAAGUCCUCUCAGGAGUCCUGCUUUCCUGGGGGCGAAAGGGCCUCUCUGAGAAGCUGUUGGCUUACUUGGAGGGUUUUCAGGAAGAUCUCAAUACGACCUUCAACCAGCUUGCACAGAGUGCCUCUGAGCAGGGCUUGGCUAAAGCUGUGGCUUCAGUGGCCCGUCUGGUGAUACUGUGUCCAGAGAUCACAGUGAAGAAGAUGUGCAGCAUGGCUGUGGUCCAUCUUGGCACCCACAAGUUCCUGGCUCAGAUUCUCACUGCUUUCCCUGCCCUUAGGUUCACAGAAGAGCAGGGCCCAAAUCCAUCCUCCACUUUUGUGGUAUCUUGCCUCAAAGAAACAGUCUGGAGAAAGUUCGCUACACCCAAGGAAGAAAAGCAGUUUCUGGAGUUCUUGAGCUGCCUGAUGAAUCCUGUGAAGCCCCAAGGGAUUCCAGUCGCUGCUCUUCUUGAGCCAGAUGAGGUGCUAAAGGAAUUUGUCCUGCCUUUCUUGAUGCUUGAUGUUGAAGAAGUAGAUCUUUGUCUGAAGAUCUUCAUCCAGACUCUUGAAGCAAAUGUGUGCCUAGAAGAAUACUGGCUCCAGAGCUGCUCCCCGUUCCCCCUCAUCUUCAGUUUGUGCCAGCUCCUGGAUGGCUUCAGCAAAUACUGGCAGCUCCCCAAGGAGAAGCGGUGCCUGUCUUUGGAUGGGAAGGAUCUGGUGAUCCAUAUCCUAGACCUCCUCUGUGAGACUGUAUUAGCCAAUGCUGAGACUUUCUCCCCAGACACUUGGAUUAAAUCCCUCUCCUGGCUUCACCGGAAGUUGGAACAGCUGGACUGGACUGUGGGCCUACGACUAAAGAACUUCUUUGAGGGCCACUUCAAGUGUGAAGUGCCAGCCACCCUUUUUGAAAUCUGUAAGCUGUCUGAUGAUGAGUGGACCUCCCAGGCCCACCCUGGGUAUGGGCCAGGCACUGGGCUGCUUGCCUGGAUGGAGUGCUGCAGUAUCUCCAGUAGCAUCUCUGAGCAGAUGCUCUCCCUCCUGGUAGUGGACCUGAGCAACCCUGAGGAAGUCAGAUUGUUCAGCAAGGGCUUUCUAGUCGUUCUAGUGCAAGUCAUGCCUUGGUGUAGCCCUCAGGAGUGGCAGUACCUCCACCAGUUGACCAGGAGACUGUUGGAGAAACAGCUCCUGCAUGUCCCUUACAGCCUGGAAUAUAUUCAGUUUGUUCCUCUGCUCAACCUGAAGCCCUUUGCCCAGGAGCUACAACUCUCUGUACUCUACCUGCGGGUUUUCCAGUUUCUCUGCAGCCAGAGUUGUUGUAAUUGGCUUCCUAUGGAUGGCUGGAGCCACGUGGUCAAGCUCCUUUGUAGCAGUUUGACCAACCUCCUGGACUCAGUUAGGUUGAUACAGUCAGUUGGCCCUUGGGUGCAAGGACAAGAACAUGACCUGACCCAGGAGAGCCUAUUUUGUUAUACCCAGAUUUUCUGCCAUGUUCUGCACAUCAUGGCCAUGCUUCACCAAGAGGUAUGUGAACCGCUCUAUGUUUUGGCCUUAGAAAUCCUCACCUGUUAUGAAACCCUGAGCAAGGCCAAUCUUUCUGUUAGCUCCUUGCUCCAGAAGGUAAAUGAGCAGCGCUUCUUAAAGUCCAUCGCAGAGAACAUUAGUCCUGAAGAGCGGCGCCAAACCCUGCUGCAGAAGAUCAGCAAUUUCUGACCUUUGCAGAUGAGGAAACAGAUGGGCCUCAUUGUGGUGGGGUCUGUAGGGAUUAAUGCUAAGAAACAAAAACUUUUCAGUUAUGUGAAAUUGUAUACAAGCUAAAAAGUCUAUGGCAAUUACCAUGUAAAGAAAAUAGUUUCUUAGGUAUUUGUAACAUACAAAUUAUAAUAAAAUUCUUGAGUUUCA